Cololabis saira (Pacific saury) is the source of this 645-nucleotide messenger RNA. RefSeq lists its product as uncharacterized. The record is from RefSeq and is a predicted model, not a curated record. Gene Ontology annotation, biological process: interleukin-15-mediated signaling pathway; T cell activation; positive regulation of ERK1 and ERK2 cascade. Gene Ontology annotation, molecular function: MHC class II protein binding; protein tyrosine kinase binding. Gene Ontology annotation, cellular component: external side of plasma membrane; membrane raft. The coding region runs from base 1 to 645 and encodes 214 amino acids. The transcript has 5 exons. NCBI's taxonomy places the organism in Eukaryota, Metazoa, Chordata, Actinopteri, Beloniformes, Belonidae.
AUGGUAAGAGAGACACAGCUUGUGAUUUCACCGGUGGUGGAUGGAGCUCCUGAAGCCAGGGCCUGGAGCCUGGUGGAGCUGGCCGCUGCUGCUGCUGGCCCGGUGGUGGAAGCUGCUGCUGGCCCGGUGGUGGAAGUUACUGCUGGCCCGGUGGUGGAAGCCGCCGCUGCUACUGCUGGCCCGUUGGUGACGUCACCUGGAGCUGACAGGAUGAGUUUGAGCAGUAACUGCUCUCUGAUUAUCAACAACAUCACUGCUGAAGAUGCUGGUGAUUACACCUGUUGGAAUGGAUAUGGUGAUGAUUACUCCCACACAUCUGUGUUUCUGAUAGUUUUAACAGUCUCUCCAUCUCCACCAGAUGUGGAUCCAGGAAGGGAUGGAGACGUGACAUUACGCUGUUCCCUGGUGAAAUACCGUUAUUUCCUGUCCUGUGAGCAGGACAGCAUCAUCUGGGUGGAUGAGACAGGAAGUGUGCUGCUUGGUGAAGGUGAUGGGUUUGUGUCUGGAGGACAGAACAACUGUGUCUCUGAUCUGAUGGUGAAACAUCAGAGACACUCCAAGAGAAGAUUCACCUGCCAGGUUGCUGAAGGAAACAGCAGGAACCAGCGUGAGAACAAUCAUUCUCUACCACAGGGCUGGAGAUGA